UCAUUGCUCUAUGGUGAGCCAACGGUCAAGGCUUCUUCGUCUCUUCAGUUCUCUCACUACUGAUACUUCAUUGAGUAAGCUCUCUUGUACCUUUCUCUGAUGAUUUUUCCACUGUGUAUUGUACUGUUUCCUUCCCUUCUUUUCCGUGUUAAUCUCUGUUGUACAAAUUCCAGUCUUAUUGGCUACUCUGUUUCGGAACCCUUGUUCUCUAGACUCUAGGCUCUGCUUCUAUUAUCCAAAGAUUUGGUCGCAAGCCCUUCUGCCGUUUUCUCCAUUGGCAUUUGGGUUUUAAGUUUUAAGGGAAAUUAGUAAACAAAGAAAGAUGGAUUUGGUAGUUCCUGCAAAACAAAACCCUGGGAGGUUCUCGUUGUUUAACCCCGUUCAGGAGAGUGGAAAGAAGAUUAAGUUUGGGGAUGAAGUUGUAGUUAGGGUUUACCCCGACUCCCGUCCAAACAGUUGUAGUUCUUUUGUGAAGGUUUUUACAGGGUAUAAGGCUUCUUGCUGUCUUAUAUCCCCUAAUGUUAAGGUGAGAAAACAUAGUCGAUCCCGAAAGAACAGGAGCAAUCGGGUUUUUGCAGUCUCGAAGGUGGAGACUAAUAGCUUCAAUGGCAAAUUAUCGAACCCGCUAAAAAACCCUCAUGGGCAUGCGGAAAAUGGUCAUUCUUUCCGAAAUUUUGAUGAUUCUGAGGGUAACAUUCAUCUCCGUCGCCUGGUUAGAAAUGGGGAACUGGAGGAAUCUUUGAAGUUUCUGGAGAACAUGGUAUAUUAUGGUGACAUCCCGGAUAUAAUUCCCUGCACAAGUCUGAUUCGUGGGCUCUGUAAGGUAGGCAAGACUAAGAAGGCAACUAGGGUUCUAGAGAUUCUUGAAGAGUCUGGAGCUGUUCCAGAUGUUAUAACCUACAAUGUAUUGAUUAGUGGGUACUGCAAAUCAGGGGAGAUUGAUAAUGCUCUACAUCUAUUGGAACGAAUGAGUAUAGCACCAGAUAUUGUUACAUAUAACACGAUCCUGCGUAGUCUCUGUGAUUGUGGAAAGUUGAAAGAAGCAAUGCAAGUUCUUAAUCUCCAAUUGCAAAAGGAGUGUUAUCCUGAUGUCAUCACUUAUACCAUUCUGAUAGAAGCAACUUGUAAGGAGAGUGGGGUUGGACAGGCCAUGAAGCUUUUGGAUGAGAUGAGGAUUAGGGGAUGCAAACCUGAUGUGGUUACUUAUAAUGUUUUUAUCAAUGGAAUUUGCAAAGAAGGUAGACUGGAUGAAGCAAUAGAGUUCCUGAAUAACAUGCCAUCAUAUGGUUGCCAGCCUAAUAUAAUCACCCAUAAUAUCAUUUUGCGUAGCAUGUGUAGCACAGGUAGAUGGAUGGAUGCAGAAAAAUUCUUGACUGAUAUGCUGCAUAAAGGUUUUUCACCAAGUGUUGUUACAUUCAAUAUCCUGAUCAACUUCUUGUGCAGAAAGGGAUUACUUGGUCGUGCAAUCGAUAUAUUAGAGAAGAUGCCAAAGCAUGGGUGUACCCCAAAUUCCCUUAGUUAUAACCCAUUGCUUCAUGGGUUCUGUAAGGAAAAGAAGAUGGACCGGGCAAUUGAAUACUUGGGCAUAAUGAUGUCUCGAGGGUGCUAUCCCGAUAUCGUCACCUAUAAUACCUUGCUUACUGCUUUAUGCAAGGAUGGAAAGGUUGAUAUUGCUGUUGAGCUGCUUCACCAGCUAGGCAGUAAAGGGUGCUCGCCGGUGUUGAUCACUUACAAUACAGUGAUUGAUGGGCUUUCAAAGAUGGGGAAAACAGCACAUGCCAUAGAGCUUCUAGAUGAGAUGCUUUCAAAGGGUCUCAAGCCUGAUAUAAUUACAUAUUCAUCGCUAGUUGCUGGACUCAGCAGAGAAGGCAAGGUUGAUGAAGCAAUUAAUUUCUUUCACCAAUUUGAAAAACUUGGUAUCAGUCCCACUGCUGUCACAUACAAUUCUCUCAUCUUAGGCCUUUGUAAGGCUCGUCAGACUGACCUUGCUAUUGAUUUCCUGGCCUUUAUGGUAUCCAAGGGAUGUAAACCCACUGAAGCUACAUAUACUAUUCUCAUCGAAGGUGUAGCUUAUGAAGGCCUGGCAAAGGAAGCUUUGGAAUUAUUGAAUGAGCUAUGCUCCAGAGGGCUUGUGAAGAAAAGCUCUGCACAACAUGUAGCAGUCAAGAUGUAGGGUUGGUUU
Messenger RNA from Telopea speciosissima, 2182 nucleotides. RefSeq names its product pentatricopeptide repeat-containing protein At1g09900-like. The record is from RefSeq and is a predicted model, not a curated record. Bases 323 to 2173 code for a protein of 616 amino acids. The transcript has a single exon. Gene Ontology annotation, molecular function: protein binding. Lineage: Eukaryota; Viridiplantae; Streptophyta; Magnoliopsida; Proteales; Proteaceae.